This is a messenger RNA of Cetraspora pellucida, 987 nucleotides long. NCBI's taxonomy places the organism in Eukaryota, Fungi, Glomeromycota, Glomeromycetes, Diversisporales, Gigasporaceae. The record is from the annotation of a GenBank genome assembly.
AUGCUGUAUUCAAAACGUAACUUAAGAUAUUCACUUAAUUCAUAUAGUUUUAACGUAAUUGUGAAUGCCGCCCCGAUCCAAAACCCCUUUGUCCUCGUGACUGAUGCUGAUCGGCCAGAAGCAGGAGUGGGUGAAAAUUUAAUAAAUACCGGUAGACAGGCUUUGAGAAAUUUUAGAAAAGCGCUCGAAGCAUCGUUAAAUAAAUUCAAAAAUACAAAACCAAAAAAUGAUCACGUAGAAAUAGCUAUUGAGAAAGCUAUUGAGAAAGCAAUUGAAAAUUUACGUGAUCAUUUUUGUGAGUAUGAAAAUUUUCCCGAAGCCUUGCCUAAUAAUGAAUCUAAGGGUCCUAAUGAAGUUGACUCUAACGAAGUUAAAUCUAAGGGCCCUAAUGAAGCUGUAUCCAAAGUUGAAACCAAGGGCCCUGAUGAAGUUGAAACCAAGGGCCCUAAUGAAGUUGAAACCAAGGGCCCUAAUGAAGUUGAAACAAAGGGCCCUAAUGAAGUCGAAUCCAAGGGCAAAAAAAGAAAAAAGUCACCCAACACAAGACAUGCUAAUAAAAAACGGAAGACCAAAACAGUUGCUAUUAAGAUUGGUACGUCAUCAAUGUCAGAUGACGUAACAUCCAAAAAACUGAUAACAAAUGCGACUGAAAACAUGAGGAGUGACCUUCCGGAAAUCCCUAAAAUCCAUGAUUCGUUAUUUGCAAAUAUGACAACAGGCUUUCAUUCAGAUAAUGAAGCAUGGGAGAUUUUAGAAUAUUUAGAAGACAGGGUGCUUACAUCUUCUUUUAAAAGUAAUUGCAUGUCGCAUCCAACAGUAAAUAAGUUUCAUGCAGACACCUUCGAAGCUUAUUUUGGAGCCUACUAUCAUGCAGUGGAGGAGUUGCAUACCUGUAGAUAUCUAGAUAGUUUGAUGACUCCACUGCUAGAUCUUAUUCUCGAAGAUAUCAAGUUCGGUAAAACAGACAUAGGGAUUCAUACGAAAUAG